Messenger RNA from Trypanosoma cruzi, 590 nucleotides. Its product is annotated as protein kinase domain, putative. The record is from RefSeq and is a predicted model, not a curated record. Lineage: Eukaryota; Euglenozoa; Kinetoplastea; Trypanosomatida; Trypanosomatidae. The transcript has a single exon. The annotation marks the transcript as partial.
AUGACGGGGUGUAUGUUUGCGUGUGAUAUGGACGCGUUUUCUUUUUUUGCGCGAAGUGAAGAGAAAGGGGGCACAGAAUGCAUGUCAAAAGGAAGUUAUCGAAGUCCCCUCGUGUUGGCUUCUGGGGUAGGGAAAUGUGGAAUGAUAUACCCCGACUCCGAAUGCCUCAUUGCGGAUGCGUUUCAGUUUUGUGACAAACCGGGAAAACAGGCAGAAGUGAUGAAUGCGGGUGAAUGCGGUCAAAUAAACACUGGAGGAGAGAUGAUUUUGAAACCGUGGGCAAAUCUACAGGAGUUGAUUCCCCCACCGACUGUGCGCCUCUCCCGCCAAUUGCUUGGCCGAGGCCGGCAAGCUGCAGUGUGGCUCUGCGAGGACACCAGGCGUUCCGGGGUAUACUAUGCGGUGAAGACGAUUGAGAUGCCAUUCUCGACAUCUAUUCCCGUGCACCAGAUAGUCAAAAUGCUGAACCGCGCCCCCGAUAGCCGGAUGAAUUUGCCCUACACCACAUCUCCUCAGAAAAUUGUAAUGGAGGUCGGUCUUGAGGAGGAGGCACGCCUUAUGCAGGGACUUCGUCACUCCGGUCUUGUACA